UGACGCGGAUACGAAAGCCUGUUGAUCCAUUUUAGGUUUUUUUUGCAACGAAAAUUUCUUGGACAACGGAAAAGUCGCUCGUUUCUUAAAGCUGGGUUUUAGGGUGCUAGUUGAUCAUGUAUGACGUCAAACGACAAAAACAAGAAGGAUUAACUGUUUUUUAGUUUUCUUUUUGCUCUUUUGUUGACAUUCGUUAAUUUAGUGUAAGUUUUAAACCGAACAGCAGUUUGGAGCCGAUAAGGAACCGACACCAUGGACUGGGGAACCGACCUGUGGGACCAAAAUGACGUGAUUGAGAAACACACACAGUCAGGACUGGACCUGGUGGAUAAAUACAUUAAGUUUGUUAAAGAGCGCACAGAGAUCGAGCAAGGCUACGCCAAGCAGCUACGGAACCUAACAAAGAAGUACAGCCCCAAACGAGGCAGCAAGGAGGAGCAGGAAUGCAGAUUUUCAAACCACCAAGCUUUCCUGGACAUUCUGAACGAGAUGAAUGACUACGCAGGACAGAGGGAGCUAAUCGCCGAGAACAUGAUGAUGAACAUCUGCAUCGAGCUCACCAAGUACCUGCAGGAGCUCAAACUGGAGCGCAAGUCGCAUCUGUCUGAUGCCAAAAAAGCUCAGCAGGCGUUAGAGAUCACCUACAAGCAGCUCGACAGUAGUAAAAAACGCUUCGAAAGGGAGUGGAAGGAGGCGGAAAAGGCGGCACAGUAUGCAGAAAAAACAGAUCAGGACAUCAACGCUACAAAAGCAGAUGUGGAAAAGGCUAAAUUGCAGGCUCAUAUGCGUACACAAAUCGCAGAAGAGUGUAAGAAUGACUACGCUGCCCAGCUGCAGAAAUACAACAAGGAGCAGAACCAGUUCUACUUCACUGACAUGCCACAGAGCUUCAAUAAGCUGCAGGACAUGGAUGAGAGGCGUGUGCGGAAGCUAUCUCAAUCCUACAUCCUGUUUGCUGAUACGGAAAGGCAAGUCAUGCCCAUCAUCGGGAAGUGCCUGGAGGGCAUCACCAGAGCUGGCACCAGUGUUAAUGAGAAAAAUGACUCCUUGGUUCUCAUAGAGCAGCACAAAUCAGGUUUUGAGCGUCCCGGCGAUCUGGAGUUUGAGGACUACAGCCAGGGUAUCAACCGGGCCUCAUCUGACAGCAGCCUGGGCACACCCAAAGGCCCGCUGGAUCUGCUGGGCAAAAACAAGAGCAAACCUUUCUGGCUGUUCAGCAAGAAGAGCAAGCCUUCCUCCUCCCCGCUCACAACGCCCUUCUCCACACCCCCUGUCCCCACACCUGCUAACGGACCCCCUUCCCCCAAGUUUGCCCGGGAUCCCCUGUCCUACUGUUUGAAGGAGAUCAAUAAGACAGUCAAGCCACGAAUCUCGUCCUUCCGGACCCUACGCAAAACGAAGUUUACCCUGGAGAGGAUCAUGCCGGCGGCCACAGAGGAUUUCGGUCAUCUUCCUCCAGAGCAGAGGAGGAAACGACUGCAACAGAAGAUCGAUGACAUCAACAAGGAGCUGCAGAAGGAACUAGACCAAAGUGAGGCUCUGGGGAAGAUGAAAGACGUUUAUGAGAAAAAUCCCCAGAUGGGUGAUCCUGCUAGUCUGGCACCGCAAAUCACCCAGACAACCCACAACAUCGAAAAGCUCAGAGGGGAACUUAACAAAUAUGAGUCAUGGCUCGCAGGAGCUGGGGGACGAGGAGACGUGACUCUUCGUUACUCCACUCACUCCCUUAACAACAACGGUGGCCACAAUGCAUACAGUCCCGAUGGAGCUCAAUCGGACGAGAGUACCCCCGACCCCUCUCAGGCCAUCUACGCUGAGUUUGAUGAUGAUUUCGAGGAAGAGGAGCUCUCUGCUCCUAUCGGCCAAUGCACAGCUCUGUACAACUUCCCAGGCUCCAGCGAGGGCACGAUCUCCAUGCAGGAAGGCGAGGUGUUGGCCGUAGUGGAGGAGGACAAAGGCGACGGUUGGACACGAGUGAGGCGGAACAACGGCGACGAAGGCUACAUCCCUACCUCCUACGCCAACAUCACACUCAACAAGUGACCCAGACGGUUCUGUCCCUGACACGAGGAGCAACUCCCUAUCAUCACAGCAUAUCGUUUUGGCUCAGAACAUUGCAGAGAAAGAGAAAAGGCGAGAGCUAGAAACAUGCCAUGCAUCUGACACAUUCGCGUCAGGUCAGCCAAAAAGAGCAUGAGAAUGUUGUUAACCUUUGUGUUCACCCCCACUCCCUGUUCUCCUCCUCCUCCGCCGCCUUCUACUCGUCUAGACGCCUGAGCUGCAAUGAGCGCAUAUAUGCUUAAGAUGCUGUUCGGGUCUCGCUCGGCCUGUGAGACAUCAGCUGUCUGCCAUCAUCAAACAAAGACAAACCACAGAGGAGGAUGUUUGAGUGUUUUAGCUGAACGGGACGUACACGAACGACACACAUUUUGCCAAGUGUGUAUGUGGACAGAAUGGCAAGAGAAUGAAAAUGCAGUCUGGUGCUACCAGGAGGAGGACAAUGAUUAACCAUAACACUUGCUUCUGGCUGUUUUUGAUCGAAAGCCUGAUGUUCCUUGACCUUCAUGUUUAACCGUUCCUUUUAACAGACAGCAACACAGACCAACAAGCACCAAACAAAUCCUUUUGCGAACGCUUGCCUGUACGUGCAUUUAUAACGGAACGAACGUGUGUGUGGAUGUUGGAGAGAGUGAGCUAUAUGAACCAGUUAGUAUGGUUUAACCUCGGUUUUUAGAAAUAUCUAAAAUUAUUAUAUAUAUAUAUAUUUUUCCCUCAAAUUAAAACGCUACACAGUCCGCAGUACAAACGUGUUACGACAAUCACCAUAGACAGGUAUAGGUAGAGUUUAACGACUGCUUCUUUUCAAACCAUUGCUGCAUAUUUCACAAAUAUGAUAAUGUUUGAAAAAUCAUAAUUUAUUGUAUGUGUGGUCACAAUUGCACGAGCUGUAACUGUAUACACACACAAACACACAUACACACGGUGCAAAAUCACACAGUUUAUCAACAGAUAAGGUGCAAAUAAAAAAAAACCCAGAAAGAAAAGACAAAAA
Tachysurus fulvidraco (yellow catfish) is the source of this 3052-nucleotide messenger RNA. It is a transcript of the gene trip10a, whose product is annotated as thyroid hormone receptor interactor 10a. The transcript is spliced from 16 exons. The record is from RefSeq and is a predicted model, not a curated record. The coding region runs from base 253 to 2043 and encodes 596 amino acids. Gene Ontology annotation, biological process: signal transduction. Gene Ontology annotation, molecular function: protein binding. Lineage: Eukaryota; Metazoa; Chordata; Actinopteri; Siluriformes; Bagridae.